AAAGCAUGAUCUACAGCGACCCAGUGUUCAACCAAAAGAACAACUACUUCAUGAGCCAGAACCAACGGUAUGAGGCCGCCGUUCGGAAGAGCGUUCAUUGCAAGAAGCUGAUGAAGCAAAAGGGCUGGAAGGAGGAAGGUCCUGAAAGGGGGUACAUGUACAGGGCCCUUGCAGGAGACACCGCGUUUAACAUCCACGCAGUCUUCCAGAGAGCCCUCCACAGCCUGGGUGCAGAGGAGCAAAUCAAGAAGUGGGGUCCCCUGACGGAAAACUUCCAGAUCAUUGUGACCUACGCGCAGACAGAAAUGGGACACGGGACGUACCUUCAAGGCCUGGAGACGACAGCCACCUACGACGCUUCCACCCAGGAGUUUGUACUCAACACGCCGUCGUUAUCUGCAACCAAGUGGUGGCCUGGAGACUGUGAGUAUCCAACCCCCACCCACUCCUGUGCCCCAGAGCCCUCGUCCUGUGCCAGGGCCAUUCUCCACAGGAGGGCGAACCAGGGCAAGGCG
Gracilinanus agilis (Agile Gracile Mouse Opossum) is the source of this 515-nucleotide messenger RNA. Its product is annotated as peroxisomal acyl-coenzyme A oxidase 2-like. The record is from RefSeq and is a predicted model, not a curated record. Gene Ontology annotation, cellular component: peroxisome. The annotation marks the transcript as partial. The transcript is spliced from 3 exons. Gene Ontology annotation, biological process: fatty acid beta-oxidation using acyl-CoA oxidase; lipid homeostasis; very long-chain fatty acid metabolic process. Gene Ontology annotation, molecular function: fatty acid binding; FAD binding. NCBI's taxonomy places the organism in Eukaryota, Metazoa, Chordata, Mammalia, Didelphimorphia, Didelphidae.